Molecule: messenger RNA, 1618 nt
Organism: Mugil cephalus (flathead mullet)
Lineage: Eukaryota; Metazoa; Chordata; Actinopteri; Mugiliformes; Mugilidae
Gene: c2cd4a
Product: C2 calcium dependent domain containing 4A
Exons: 2
Coding region: 171-1517 (448 amino acids)
Source: RefSeq, a predicted model, not a curated record
UCUCAGACAGCCACGGAUUUGCCAAACCUCCAUCUGCUGUCAAGACCUUCGGAGCAUCUCUGUCUCACAACACCUUGGCUGGAGCCCUCAGUCUGUUCUGUCGGGGAUAACUUUGUGGAUUAGCCAUCUCUUCUGAGCAUAAGAGUUUCCUAAUUGUUACCAGAGGACCCAUGUGGGUGGUGGAGAAGAUCCGCGUGUCAGUGGAGAGAUCUAACCUGCCCAUCCCGUCAGCAGAGCUCAGCUUUAAAAUCGGAGAGAUCAUGUUAGGGGAAAAAGCCGACAAAUCCAAAAGGAUCUCCCUCUGCCCUAACAUCAUCACCCCAGACAACAUCCCCGAGUUCUGCAUCCCCCCGACGAUCCUGUCCCUGCAGGAGAUGAAGAACACGGAGCAGAGCAGGACCGCUCGCCUUGCCAAGGUGUCUCCCUGUGGCGGGGCUAGCCCUGAAACACAGACGACGUUUCAUGAACCACUCAACCCACAUAUUAUUCAGGUAGAGAGUGUGGACGAGAAUCCCUAUGAUGGCUGCAGUGAUGAGGAGACCACCAAUGCCGACCCCCAGAGCCAGGCCGCCUUAUCCCUUCCGCAUCUGGCCAAAGCCCAGACAAGCUAUGGCUUUUGCACUUUACUGGAGAGCCCCCACACCAGGAGGAAGGAGUCCAUUUUCCAUUCUGAUCCAGGCUCCUCUCCGCUGCUGCUGCCCAGGAACAGAUCCAGCAUGUGCUCCAAAAUGUCCCCCUCUACCUCACCCUCCUCUUCUCCCUCCUCAUUCAGCCUUAACAGCCUGACCUCCAGGCUUUCCCCGAGAGGCUACACCCUGAACUGGCAGGCCACUCUCGACAGCGAUACAACUUCCUCCACCGAGUCGUCUCCUUUCAGCUCGCCGCUGCUGACCAGGUGUCCUGCCAAGUCUUCCCUCUUCAAAGCACUGAGCCAUGAACUGCUGUUGUCAAGGAACAUGAGGAAGGCAAUGGUGUCCAGGAACAAUUCCCUGUCCACAGAUGAAGGAAGCUCCACAGACAACAGCCCCAAUGUCAUGAGGAGGGCAUCAGAAGGGUUAGCCGAAGGCCUGCCCAGCAGCUACAGCCUGGCACCCCCCACCAUCUUCCCCAUGGACUUGACUUUACACAGAGAGAGGGCAAUGAAGGAAAGAAUGGUCCCCGUAGGGAAAGACGGCAGCCUGAGACUCUCGGCAGAGUACUGUCCGGACAACCAAAGACUGCGUGUUCGACUGAUCAGCGCCGAGGGCCUCUAUCCUCUUUCUGUAGACCCCAAGAUUAUCAACUGCAGCAUCAGCAUCUCUUUGGUUCCGGGAAAAGUUCAGAAGCAGCGCAGCACAGUCAUCAGAAAGAGCCGCAAUCCAAUCUUCAACGAGGAUUUCUUCUUUGAUGGUAUCUCGGAGGAAGACAUCAGCCAGCGGUCCCUUCGCUUCAAAGUGGUGAACAAAAUGUCCACCCUGAAGAGAGACUAUCUCCUCGGCGAUUGUGAUUUGCCUCUUUCGAGCAUCGUAGCGUCAUAAUCUUGAAUAGCUUUUAACCGUUUUAAUUUAUGUACCGGAAUAUUUAUUUGCACUUUUGUAUUUCAAAACUUGAUUUUAUAAUGAUUAAAUUAUGGAACCCA